GUUUCUUUGAGGAAAUGUAUAUAUCAAACAGACGUGAUGAAAUACGCAAUUAAAAUAAAAUAAAAUAUGAAUGAUAAAAAAAAGAUAAUUGUUUCCUAGCCGCUAAACCCCGCCCACUCUGUAAUCGUCCUGUCAUUCUCUUUGUCAUUCUUUCAGUUUAUUCGUUUUUUUUAAAGAAACUUAUAUAUUUAAAACAGUAAGACGUGAUGAAACACGCAAUUAAAAUAUAAAAAGAGUAAUAAUAAUAAUAUUAAUAAUAAUAAUAAAUAAUUAUUUGCCGAACGCUAAACCCCGCCCACUCUGUCAUCAUCCAGUCAUUCUCUUUGUCAUUCUAUUAGUUUAUUCGUUUGUUUGUUUGUUUGUUUUUUUAGGAAAUUGAUAUAUUUAAAACAGUUAGACGUGAUGAAAUACGCAAUUAAAAUAAAAAGAGUAAUAAUAAUAAUAAUAAGAGGUAAUUAUUUCCCGGCCGCUAAACCCCGCCCACUCUGUCAUCGUCCUGUCAUUCUCGCUCUCAUUCUGUCCGUUUACUCGGUUUCUGAGGCAAUUUGUGGGUUUUUAAACCGCUGGACGCCGCGAUCUAGUUAUUAAGGGUUUAUUUUCGAAGCACAUUCGGUCCUGGACGUUGUUAAUGUAUAAAGCCACGUGUUUUGAUUAGAGAUCAUGUCGUACUGCUCGUUCCAGGCGCAGCUCGUGUCCUUCAUGGAGCUCGUGGCCAAAGCGGCGGAAGCGGAAAUCAGCCGGCGCGUGGACGAGAGCUGCGCGGUCAUCAGACUGGAGCUGACCCGCAGCCGAAGGGACAUCGAUGCCCUCAAGAGGAAGUGCGUGCUUCUGGACGGCGAGCUGAGGAGGGUCAGAGGGCGGGGCAGGAGGAGAGUGUGGUUCAGGACUCAGAGAGACUCCGAUGUGUCUGCGAUCAGAGAUCAGGAGCAGAAUCCAGAUCAGAAUCCAGAUCAGUCUGUCUGUUCACCGGACGAGGGAACCGGGGUUUUAGUGAUUAAACAAGAGCGACAGGAACAAGAAUCCAGCAGCGCUGCUGCAGCGAAUCGUCCCUUCGAUCCCGAGCAGCAGAACAUCCAACAGAUCCAAGCUCAGGAGAACCAUAAACCACUGUUAGGAGGAGCUUCAGAGAUCCCAAACACACACUGCACACAUUCCCAGACGUCCACGGAGCGUCGGAGCGCACCGGGACUCCAGGUUAAAGCUGAGGAGGACGAUGAGGAGCCGAGAGGUCACCUGAGGUUCGCUCAGCUGUGGACAAACACAGAGCCGUCCAGAAACAUGUGUCUGGAUCCCGUGGAGACACAGAUGGAGCUUUACGAGCCUGAACGGAUCGGUGCAGAUGAUGGAGAGACGGGUGCAGGGGUGGAUUCGGGUCCAGCGUUGGCUCGCCGGCUCCGGACUCACUGGCGCUCGAGUGCAGACGUGGAGAAGCGCUUCAGCUGCUCGUACUGCGAGAAGAGCUUCAGUCGCUUCGGGCAGCUGAAGGAGCAUCUGCGCAGUCACACGGGCGAGAAGCCCUUCGCCUGCGCUCAGUGCGGACGCAGCUUCACCAAACACUGCAAUCUGAUCCGGCACGCCGUGGUGCACAGCGGAGAGAAGCCGUACCAGUGCGGUCAGUGCGGGAAACGCUUCACGCAGCGCUCCAGUCUGAAGUCUCACCAGAGGACGCACUCGAGCGCGAGGGGUCACAGCUGACAACAGCACAACACAGCAGCUCAUCCACUGUAAAACACACACAUGGGACUUCUGUUGUGCUGUUUUUAAAUGCACUUUCAAAUUGUUUGUUCAUAUUUUGAUUUCAGAUUGUAUCGAUUGAUGUGUUUGAUUUGUUAAUUUAUGAUUUGUCUGCAUGAUUGAAUAAAACAUUUGUUACAGUUUGGUAUCAUCUAGUAAACUGGAAAGAUAAAAAACAUUUUAAUAUGAAAAAAACUGAUGUGUUCAAUU
Carassius auratus (goldfish) is the source of this 1944-nucleotide messenger RNA. RefSeq names its product zinc finger protein 333-like. The coding region runs from base 661 to 1695 and encodes 344 amino acids. The record is from RefSeq and is a predicted model, not a curated record. NCBI's taxonomy places the organism in Eukaryota, Metazoa, Chordata, Actinopteri, Cypriniformes, Cyprinidae. The transcript has 4 exons. Gene Ontology annotation, molecular function: DNA-binding transcription factor activity, RNA polymerase II-specific; RNA polymerase II cis-regulatory region sequence-specific DNA binding. Gene Ontology annotation, biological process: regulation of transcription by RNA polymerase II.